Exophiala aquamarina CBS 119918 is the source of this 3513-nucleotide messenger RNA. RefSeq lists its product as uncharacterized. Bases 1 to 3513 code for a protein of 1170 amino acids. Gene Ontology annotation, cellular component: nucleus. Gene Ontology annotation, biological process: regulation of actin filament polymerization; actin cortical patch assembly. NCBI's taxonomy places the organism in Eukaryota, Fungi, Ascomycota, Eurotiomycetes, Chaetothyriales, Herpotrichiellaceae. Gene Ontology annotation, molecular function: protein-macromolecule adaptor activity; ubiquitin binding; identical protein binding. The record is from RefSeq and is a predicted model, not a curated record. The transcript has a single exon.
AUGGGCUUCGUGGCAAUAUGUACCGCCAUUUACGAUUACAAGCCUCAAAGCACUGGCGAGCUUGAAAUCGACGAGGGCGAGCUGCUUUAUAUCCUCGAAAAGAGCCUUGAAGAUGAUUGGUGGAAGGCCAAGAAGAAAGCUGCAGGUGAUGAUGAGGAUGAGCCUGAGGGUUUGAUUCCAAAUAACUACGUCCAGGAUGCGAAGCCUACCCAUACCGCGAAAGCCCUUUAUGACUAUAGUCGCCAGACUGAUGAAGAGGUCUCCUUCUCCGAAGAUGCACCUCUGGAUGUUUACGACACCUCUGAUCCCGACUGGACCCUGGUCGGAUUCAAUGGUGAUUUUGGAUUUGCGCCUGCCAACUAUAUUGAGAUCUCUGGAGCUGCUCCAGCGCCUCCCUCAGCAUCUUCCACUCGUCAUUCCAUUCCUCCGGCUCCUAUCGCUCAAUCUCCAACAAGUCCGGCAUCUCCGAUCAGGACUCCCUCAGGUCCCGCUGCUGAUUUAGCACGGGUCCUAGCAGGUGGACCAGCUUCUCCCGCAGCCUCUCGAGCAAUCUCUUCUCCUCCUCCCUCCUUUCCCCAUCAGCAGCCAACUCCGGAUGCUUCAGAUGGCGAAGAAGGCCCUCCGCCACAACUUCCGCGGAGACCAAACUCUGAAACCAUGUCUCCUCCAGCUAUACACACCAGCUCCUAUGAAGAGGAAGCCCCUGGUGUGCUACCAUCUCCUCCUUACAACCGAGCAGUACCUCGAUCUGAUAACGACGAUGCGCCUGUUCGAUCGCCAGGGGGUUUUCAUCUUUACAAUAUAAAUGAAAUGGUUUCAGCUAUGGGGCGAAGACGGAAAAUGCCAACUACUUUAGGCAUCAAUAUCGCAACGGGAAUCAUCAUGCUCUCUCCAGAAAAAUCACGAGACGGUCCAUCGCAAGAAUGGACUGCUGAUAAGAUGACUCACUAUUCCAUCGAAGGCAAGCAUGUUUUCAUCGAAUUGGUUCGCCCAAGCAAAAGUCUGGAUCUACACGCCGGUGCCAAAGACACCGCUGAAGAGAUUGUACGCGCGCUCGGAGAGAUUGCUGGGCUGCAUCGUGCGGAGGGUAUUCGAGAGGUCAUCGCGGCGGCCUCGGCGCCUGGCACUCACAAGAAGGGUCAAGUCCUAUAUGAUUUUAUGGCGCAAGGCGACGAUGAAGUUACUGUAGGUGUGGGUGACGAAGUAGUCGUUCUUGAUGACACGAAAUCAGAGGAAUGGUGGAAUGUUAGGCGUUUGAAGAAUGGCGCGGAAGGCGUUGUCCCGAGCAGCUACGUGGAAAUUACUGGGUUAACUGCCAUUGAACCCCCUUCCAGAACAGGUAUUAACGCGGGCAAAUCAGCUGUGGAUCAAAAUCGGUUGGAAGAAGAAAGACUCGCACGGGAAGCAGCCAGAGCUGAUCGAGCUCGGCAAGAGGCAGAGUCUGCUCGAGCUGCUCGAGCAGAAGCGAGCGCCAUUCCCCAACGUGGCAGCAGCUUAGCCGAUGAGACAUCUCAUCGCAGAGAUCGUAAGGAGCGAGAUGACCGCAAAAAGGGCAGAUCGAGGCCCGAUUCGUCAAAGGUGAGAACAUGGACCGACCACUCAGGAACAUUCAAAGUCGAGGCGCAGUUUCUUGCUGUGGCCGAGGGAAAGAUACAUUUACACAAGGUAAAUGGUGUCAAAAUUGCCGUCCCUGUGACAAAGAUGUCGCCGGAAGACCUUGCAUAUGUCGAACAGGUAACGAACGAAUCGAUCGAGGAGCACAUACCAGUGGCUGAUCUGAUUAAGAUGAAACGUCGAAGUCAAGCUUCCGAACAAUCCAAGUCACGAAGCGGAGCAUCGGUUGAUCCGCGAGCACCAGACCAAUCAAAAUCGCCCGAAUAUGACUGGUUCGAUUUCUUCCUCAAAGCAGGCGUUGGGCCACAUCAAUGCGAACGAUAUUCCCAAGCAAUGAUCCGCGACUCCAUGGACGAAUCCGUCCUGCCAGAUAUCACAACGGAUACUCUGAGAACGCUUGGCUUGAAAGAAGGUGAUGCAUUGAAGGUUAUGAAAUACCUUGAUCAGAGAUUUGGCCGAUCCAAGGGGGCGAAUGCCAAUGGAACAAAUGGCGACCCCGGGUUCUCACUCGCAGGACCGAACGGUGUUCUACAGAAUAACACCCGUCGAGGAAGACCAGAAGCAACCCGACAAGUCAGUGACGUGGUUGAUCAAGAAGCGUUCAACAAGGAGUCUGAGGAUAAGCCACACCCAGAGGCCAAGUCUACACCACUCACCCAAGUUCCUGCCAGAGAACCUCAAGGUGGGUUCGACGACGAUGCAUGGACAGUGAAGCCGUCGAAAGCUGCGCCUGCAGCAUCACAGCCAGCUGCUGCCGCUACCCCUGUGGCAAAACCACCCACUGGCGCAGCUAUCGACCUGUCUUUGCUCGAUGCACCUCUUCAGCCAACCCCUGCUGUCCAGCAACAGCCAACGCCACAGCCUCCGACUCCGGCUCCCCCUGCGGCUCCCGUUCUACCCCAGCCUACGACAUCCCCGGCACACGUUCAGCAAACGCAGCAAAUUGGUGCCAAUGCCCAGUUUUUUUCGCAGUUGAAUCAACAGCCUCAGCCUCAAACCACCGGCGUUCAACUUCCACAGAUCAACGCAUCACGACAGAGACCACAAGCGCCUCAGUCAAACCUUACCGGGGUUGGGUUGCUCCCACCCCCUCCUCGGCCAACUUCAGCUCCACAGAACCCACAGCAAAACCAGUUUGGCCUUCAGCCUUUGCAGCCUCAGUUGACCGGUAUUCCACUGACUUCUGCACUUCAAGCACCUCCUGGGCAAAGCCUCAAUGACUUGAAUCAACAGCGUUUGCAACAGCAGUACCAGCAAAUGAGCCUACAGUCACAACAAACCGGAUUUGUGCCUCAACCGCAAGCCCUUGGCCAAUAUGGGCUAGUACCACAUGUUACCGGGUAUCAGCCACAGCCGCAACUUGGACAAUUCCAGCAACCAUACAUCAAUGGUAAUGCUGCUGGAAGUCCUUUUGCAGACCCAAGAUCCACGUUCCAGCCACAACCUACAGGUAUUCCCUUCCAACAAAGCCCACCACCUGGGGGUAUCAACUCUGUACUGCCCCCUGCUCUUCAGCCACAACGAACGGGUUUCACAUCCCCACUCCAACAGAGCCAGACAACCGGCUUCCAGCAGCCAUAUCAGAUCCAACCUUCUGCACCCGGUAUUAUGCAGCCCCAGCAAACUGGUUUUCCACAGGGGCUGCAACCUCAACAAACAAGCUUUGGACAACCUCAAGCGAAUGGCUAUGGGGAUUUCCAGCCACCUCCUGUUCCCCCAAUUCCCCAGAUGCCUACUCCGGCGCCUCUACAGCCACAGAAGACUGGACCAGCGCCUCUAGUCAAGUUUGGCGUGACAGAAGGGAAAAAAUUGACUCCUCAACCAACAGGAAGGCGAGCAAACCUUGCUAAUGCCAGUAAGUUUUUCAAUCUCCAUCAGGUUUAUUUUGAGCAAUGCUGA